AUGCCGUUGAUGGACGAUGGCUUCGAGGCCCUGCUGGAGCCUUUCUACAACGGCAAGAAGCUGACGGAUCCCAUCUCGACCAAGGAGGACAAGUUCCAGCUGCUGCCGGCGUUCCUCAAGGUCAAGGGUCUCUCUUGCGCCAGGCACAUUGACUCAUACAACUUCUUCGUCGAACACGAGAUCAAGGAAAUCGUUCGCGCGAAUCGCACCAUCCGAAGCGAUGUCGACAGCAACUUCUGGCUAGAGUUCACCGAUAUUCGAGUCGACCGCCCUCGCCGACUGGACUACAAUGACUCCAAAUCUCGGACAGAAGUCACGCCGAUGGAAUGCCGACUCCGCGACAUGACGUACGCCGCGCCCAUCUUCGUCGACAUUGCGUACAUCCGAGACAAGCAAAAGAUUGUGCGCAAGAACGUGCCGCUCGGCCGGAUGCCCGUCAUGCUCAAGAGCUGCAAGUGUCGCCUCAGCGGAGCCAACAACUCCCAGAUGGAGCAGAUGAACGAGUGCCCGCUGGAUCCCGGUGGCUACUUUAUCGUCAACGGCACGGAAAAGGUCAUUCUGAUUCAGGAGCAGCUCAGCAAGAACCGUGUCAUUGUCGAGGCCGACGAGAAGAACAAUGUCAUCUCCGCGUCCGUAACGAGUUCCACCCACGAGCGAAAGUCGAAAACGUACGUUACGCUGAAGAAGGAUAAGAUUGUCCUCACCCACAAUAUCCUGGUCGAGGGCGUGCCCAUUGUCAUCGUUCUCAAGGCGUUGGGUGGUCUUUCGGACUACGAGAUUAUGCAGCUUGUGGCGGGCUCGGACGGCAGAUAUCAGGACGAGUUUCUUGUCAACUUUGACGAAGCCGCCAAGGCCGGUAUCUUUACGCAGCAACAAGCCCUGGAGUACAUCGGAUCGCGCGUCAAGAUGGGUUCCAAAAAAGGCCAGUUUGGCGCUCAGGCCCGCCGCAACAACGUCGAAGAAGGAUUGGAUGCCCUAGCUAACCUCAUCAUUGCACACGUCCCCAUUGAAGGACUUGACUUUUACCCCAAAGCCAUUUACGUGGCCAUGAUGACGCGCCGAGUCCUCAUGGCAUCACAAGAUCCCAAGCUGGUGGACGAUCGAGAUUUCGUUGGUAACAAGCGACUGGAGUUGGCUGGCCAGCUGCUCUCGCUCCUCUUUGAGGAUCUCUUCAAGAGGUUCAUGAGCGAGGUCAAGAUGUCCAUUGACAAGUUUCUGAAGAAGAACAAUCGCGCUGUGCCGCUGGACGCUGUGCACAUGAUUAGCAAUCAUGCCAACAGCAUCGGCUUGGGCAUCAAUCGGGCGAUCCAGUCGGGGAACUGGACCGUCAAGCGAUUCAACAUGAACAGAGCCGGUGUCACUCACGUCCUCAGUCGACUCAGUUACAUCAGUGCCCUUGGUAUGAUGACACGAAUUAGCAGUCAGUUUGAGAAGACACGGAAAGUGAGUGGACCGCGAGCUCUUCAGCCGUCGCAAUGGGGUAUGCUCUGCCCGUCCGAUACGCCCGAAGGUGAGGCGUGUGGUCUGGUGAAGAAUCUUGCUCUGAUGACGCACAUUACGACCAACGUGGAUGAGGCGCCUGUGAUGCGGUGGAUCUUCACCCUUGAUGUUGGCGUCGAGCCGAUCAGGAACUUUUCUGGUGCUGAGAUGCACCGCGAAGGCUCCUACAUCAUCCACGUCAACGGCACCCCCUUUGCGCUCACCAGAUACCCCAAGAGGUUUACGCACAGAUUCCGCACGAUGCGACGACGAGGCUGGAUCUCGCCGUUUGUCGGCAUUCACACCAACUCACAUUUCAACGCAAUCCACAUCGCGACAGACGAAGGCCGCAUCUGUCGGCCGUACAUUAUUGUCAAGAACGGCAAGCAGAAGCUCAAGCCGGAGCAUCUCCGUCUCCUCCAGCUGGGCAAGGUCACGUUUGACGAUUUUUUGACAAAGGGUAUCGUGGAGUACCUGGACGUCAACGAGGAAAACGACGCUCUCAUUACGAUUUAUGAGGACCAGGUCACCAUGAGCACGACCCAUCUGGAAAUUGAACCGUUCACGCUUCUGGGUGCCGUUGCCGGCCUGAUUCCCUUUCCUCACCACAACCAAUCGCCUCGAAACACCUACCAGUGUGCCAUGGGUAAACAAGCCAUUGGUGCCAUCGCACACAACCAAUUCAACCGAAUCGACACUCUCCUCUACACCUUGGUGUAUCCUCAACGGCCCAUGGUCAUUACCAAGACUAUCCAGCUCAUCCAUUACGAUAAGCUCCCGGCCGGGCAGAAUGCCACCGUCGUUGUCAUGUCAUACUCUGGUUACGAUAUUGAAGACGCUCUCGUCUUGAACAAGGCCUCAAUAGAUCGAGGAUUCGGGCGCUGUCAGGUGUUCCGCAAGUACACUACGGAGCUCCAGAAGUAUCCCAAUGGAAGAAGAGAACGGAUAGGAGAUCCUGUCAACGAGAUCGAAAACGGCGUUAUGCGAAGAAUUAAGAAACACGAAGCGCUGGAUGCCGACGGCCUGGCCGUUGUCGGGCAGCGAAUCCACUCAGGAGAGGCCAUGGUCAAGAAGGAGACUCCUCUCGACAUGACAACUACCGGCAUCGGCCUCGAUCGUGGCCCUAGCGAGUACCGGGACACGGCAGUCUCAUAUCGCAUCGCCGACCCCGCGUACAUCGACAAGGUCAUGAUUUCGCAGACGGAAAAGGAUACGACGGUCAUCAAAGUGCAGACGAGACAGACGCGAAGACCCGAGCUCGGCGACAAGUUCUCAUCCCGUCACGGACAGAAGGGUGUCGUGGGCAUCAUUGUCGACCAGGAGGACAUGCCAUUCGCCGACAGCGGUCUGUGUCCUGAUAUCAUCAUGAACCCUCACGGUUUCCCCUCCCGAAUGACGGUCGGCAAGCUGCUAGAAUGCCUGACUGGCAAAGCAUCCAUUGUCCACGGCCGCAAGGAGUACGGCUUUGGCGAUGCCUUCCGGUCCCACCCCGUGGAGCAAGUGAGCAAGGUCCUGGUCGACCACGGCUUCUCGUGGGAAGGCAAGGACUACUUCACCUCGGGCAUCACCGGCGAGCCCCUCGAGGCGUACAUCUUCAACGGCCCCAUCUACUACCAGCGCCUGAAGCACAUGGUGCAAGACAAGAUGCACUCUCGCGCGCGCGGUCCCCGAGCGAUCCUGACGCGCCAGCCCACCGAAGGUCGAUCGCGAGACGGCGGUCUGCGUCUGGGCGAAAUGGAGCGCGAUUGCUUGAUCGCGUACGGCGCCUCGCAGCUGCUGCUGGAGCGGCUCAUGCUGAGCUCGGACGGCGUCAUGAUUGACAUUUGCCAGCAGUGCGGGCUCUUUGGAUAUAGGGGCUACUGCGGGACGUGCAAGAGCACGAGGGAGGUGACCAAGAUGCAGAUGCCGUAUGCGGCCAAGUUGUUAGUGCAGGAGCUGAUUAGCAUGAAUGUUGGUGUGAGGCUGCAGUUGGAGGAUGAGUUUCCUCAUCCUACCUAG
Trichoderma reesei QM6a is the source of this 3477-nucleotide messenger RNA. RefSeq lists its product as uncharacterized. Gene Ontology annotation, cellular component: RNA polymerase III complex. The record is from RefSeq and is a predicted model, not a curated record. Bases 1 to 3477 code for a protein of 1158 amino acids. Gene Ontology annotation, molecular function: DNA binding; DNA-directed RNA polymerase activity; ribonucleoside binding. The transcript has 4 exons. NCBI's taxonomy places the organism in Eukaryota, Fungi, Ascomycota, Sordariomycetes, Hypocreales, Hypocreaceae. Gene Ontology annotation, biological process: DNA-templated transcription.